Molecule: messenger RNA, 4766 nt
Organism: Bombina bombina (fire-bellied toad)
Lineage: Eukaryota; Metazoa; Chordata; Amphibia; Anura; Bombinatoridae
Gene: PHF8
Product: PHD finger protein 8
Exons: 22
Coding region: 424-3456 (1010 amino acids)
Biological process (GO): regulation of transcription by RNA polymerase II; protein demethylation
Molecular function (GO): transcription coregulator activity; histone demethylase activity
Source: RefSeq, a predicted model, not a curated record
GUGACGCUAGCCUAGGUGGAGUUAUCGGGGUAAUGGCGUCGCAUCGGCCUAACCACCCUCAACCACCGAAAUUGCGGUUUCCGCGGGCCAAGCCCGUGAUUAUCGCUCACCGGACUAUAAUCUGACGACGCUUGGUUACCGCGAACCAUUGGCAAAGUUCCAUAGCUACCCGCACCGGGUACCCGGACUAGGCCUCGGCCUGUGGGUGCACGUGUGACAAGUGAUAAGAACAAAUACUUGGGCCUAUUAGUCUCUCAAGAAACGCUUUGGGAUUUGACUUCAUAUCAACAUUUUCCACACUUAAUUCAACCUAUAUAAGUUAUACAACUGAGGAUUUUCAAGGCUUCUACUUCGUAACGGAAUAUAUAUUCAUCUGGACAUAUUACCAUCUCUGGCCUGGGUGCCGUCUGACUUUGGUCAAGGAUGGCGUCUGUGCCUGUGUACUGUUUGUGCCGUCUGCCAUAUGACGUGACACGCUUUAUGAUUGAAUGUGAUGUCUGCCAGGACUGGUUUCAUGGAAGCUGUGUUGGGGUGGAGGAAGAAAAAGCAUCUGAAAUUGACCUGUAUCAUUGUCCAAACUGCCAGAUCACACACGGCCCCUCUGUCAUGAAACGUCGAAGAGGAGGCCAGAAGCAGGACUCGAUAAGCAAGGAGCUAGGGAAGCCUGUGCAGACAGGAAGUGCAAGCUUUAUUAAGGAGCUUAGGAGCAGGAACUUCCCCAGUGCAGAUGAGGUGAUCCUGAAACCCCAGGGAGCCCAGCUGACCGUGGAGUAUCUAGAGGAGAAUAGUUUUAGUGUCCCUAUCUUGGUGCUGAAGAAGGACGGGCUUGGCAUGACACUUCCUGCUCCCUCCUUUACAGUGUCUGAUGUUGAGUAUUACGUGGGUCCAGAGAAGGAGAUUGAUGUAAUCGACGUAACCAGACAGGCCGACCUGAAAAUGAAGCUGAAGGAUUUUGUGAAAUAUUACAACAGCCCCAAAAGAGAGAAAGUGCUGAAUGUAAUCAGCCUGGAGUUUUCAGAAACAAGGUUGUCUAACCUGGUUGAAACCCCAAAGAUUGUGCGCAAGUUGUCCUGGGUAGAGAACCUAUGGCCGGAGGAGAGUGUGUUUGAGAGGCCAAAUGUCCAGAAGUAUUGUUUAAUGGGAGUGAAAGACAGCUACACAGAUUUCCACAUUGACUUUGGAGGCACCUCCGUUUGGUAUCACGUUUUAAAGGGUGAGAAGAUCUUCUACCUUAUCUGUCCCACCAGCACUAACUUGUCUCUGUUCGAAUGUUGGAGCAGCUCUUCCAAUCAGAAUGAGAUGUUCUUUGGGGAUCAAGUGGAUAAAUGUUAUAGAUGUUCGGUCAAGCAGGGCCAGACACUUUUCAUCCCCACAGGAUGGAUUCAUGCUGUGCUCACGCCUGUUGACUGUUUAGCCUUCGGAGGAAAUUUUCUGCACAGCCUGAACAUUGCUAUGCAGCUCAGAGCAUACGAGAUUGAGAAAAGGCUGAGCACCGCUGACCUCUUUAAGUUCCCAAACUUUGAGUCCAUCUGUUGGUAUGUGGGGAAGCAUCUGCUGGACACUUUUCGCGGGCUGCGAGAGAACAGAAGACACCCGGCUUCCUACUUAGUUCAUGGAGCCAAGGCCCUAAACACGGCAUUCCGAUCCUGGACCAAAAAAGAGGCUUUGGCAGAUCAUGAAGAAGAGAUCCCAGAGACUAUAUUUACGUCUCAACUUAUAAAAGACCUGGACCGUGAGAUUCGGCUUAUGGAGGAUAUCUUCCAUCAAAACAUUGAGAAGACUGGCAAUCCCUUGGGUCUAACGCGAAGCUCUCCUGCAGGCACCAAUUCUCCCUCCAAAGCGUUCCCUCUACUGAAGGGCUCCAAGAAGAGGGGCAUGAAAAUAAAGGAGCAGGUGAAGAAAGGGGGGCGGAGGGGCAAAGAGAUGGAUGAGGUCAGUCCAGAGCCGCCUGGGACCCACACCCAUAAUUUUCAAAAGAAAAUACUGGCAUUCAAGAAAGAAAAGAUGGAAGCGGCAUCAUUGGAUUUCGUAGAUGAGAAGCCCCAGAGCUGUCUCCUUGAUUUGGGCACAACAGAGAAUAAACUGAGGAUGUUGCUGGCGAACGGUUCCAACACUAGUAAGAAGGUGCGAAUAGGAGCCGGCAGCAGGAGUCAGGUGUUAAUGAGCAAAGCAAUCAAGAAAGAGGAGGAUGAAGACGAUGAAGCAGACUUGUCCCCUGGGGAUCCUUCAUACCUAGAUUCCGAAGACGACUUGCAGAUUGACGAGACCCCUCGCAAGGAGAGAAAGCCGCUGCUUCCAAAGAGGAAGCUUAGCCAAUUUCCAAGAAAACUGCCGCGGGCAAAACCAUGCUCUGACCCCAACCGUGUACGGGAGCCUGGUGAGCUGGAGUUUGAUGUGGAGGAAGAUUACACUACAGAUGAGGAAAUGGGUGGUGCAGAUGGUGAUCAUUUGGGAGCCAGCAGCGGAGGAAUUUUAGACCUCUUGAAAGCUAGCCGACAGGUUGGGGGACCAGACUACUCACCUGAUCAUGAUGAAGCCCCUGCGUCCCCCAGCACACAAGAAGCCAUUCAGGGUAUGCUGUGUAUGGCCAAUCUUCAAGCAUCGUCGUCCUCUUCCUGCACUCCUGCUGCCAGCUUGCAGGCCUGGUGGGCAUCGGGGCAGGAGAGUGGAGCUGGGACGCCGGGUCAGCAUGGAGGCAUUAAAGGUUCUGGAAGCAGCAAUAAAACUGGCAGCAAUGGUACCAGCAGCACUGGAAGCAAAGUAAUCAUCCGGCCUGGCAAAAGACCAGUAAAACGUCCUGCACAUCACAGUAUGGAUAGCGAUGACGAGGAUAGUACAGAUGAGCAGGAGACACUGGGAGCCUGUUUUAAAGAUUCAGAGUACAUUUACCCUUCUCUGGAAUCUGAUGACGACGACCCUGCUUUUAGAUCACGUCCAAAGAAGAAGAAACAGACGGACGACGCUCCGUGGAACCCAAAAGCUCGUGUCACUCCAACACUCCCCAAACAAGCACGUCCUGUUCGUGAGGGUACACGCGUGGCUUCAGUGGAAACGGGGCUGGCUGUGGCUGCAGCUAAACUUUCCCAGCAGGAACAACAGAAAUCUCAAAAGAAGAAAGUGAGUGCUAAGAAAAAGCCACCAAUUGAGCCUGAGCCUGUCCCCCUACCAGCAGAGCCGGACCCACCUCCCCCUGAGACCCAGCCUGAGGUUUUCUCUGGCAGCCUUGCCGACCACGAGUACACAGCAGGUCCCAACAUAUUUGGCAUGGCACAGAUAAACCGUGGCACUACCCCAAUGGCUCCAGGAGUCUUCCUCUCACACAGGCGGCUGUCAGCAACCUCCCCUGGUAGCCCAGCAGCACAGGGAAAAAGGCCCAAGAAGGGUCUAGCCACUGCCAAGCAACGUCUGGGCAAAAUACUGAAGAUCCAUCGGAAUGGCAAACUGCUUCUGCUGUGACCUCCCGCCAUACUCCUGCUCCUGGGGGGGCUUGUUUCUUGCUUCCAUCUUACCUGAACAGAGAUGGGAGACUUCUAGGAGGGACAUGGUUGGCUCCUUUUGCUCACAGAGCUGAGCCUCCAGAUGGAGUGGACGUGUAUUUUUAUAGCUUCAGAUAUAAACAUUGUGUGUUACUGACACAGAUAUCAACCAAAAUGGCGGAGUCCCACUACGGCAGCUCAGAAAAAGUCCCGAAAAAAGGAUAUAAAAAGAACAAAUUAAGUGCUGUGUUUAAAACAUGUGGAAGCGGCUGCUGGGUUUUGUGUUACGCCAUUAACCUCAUUGCUUUGUGCGUCUUUCAUCCUUGGGCUCAUUUACAUUGGGGAGUGUCGUGACGUAAGACGUAUGAACUUUUCUAGCCCAUGAGUAGACAGUUGUUUGGAUUGUCUGCCCAACCAGCUACAGUUGUUUUAUGCCCAUCUCUAAUGUAGUGUUAUCCUAAUAAGCUACCUAACAGUGCAGCAUUAGAUCUAGGCGAUACAUGAGAUCUAGGAUGGCUUGCUUUUGUUUUUAAACAUCUCCCUUGCAGUUUUAUAUUAGCUGUUUUCUCCAGAUUACUUCUACUGUCUGUCAGCGAAUGUGCUGGGAAAUGUUGCCAUUUUUAUAAAGCGUUGAAACAUGGCAUUCUGGGACCGCAAUAACAACUGUAUUACACGAGUAUAAUGAAUAAGAAAAAAUGAUAUGCUUGUGCGCCAAAUCUGGCAGUGGCACCAAAUAACGUUAAACUAGUUACCGACAACACAGCCCUGCUUUUUUUUAAUUGCUCAGCCGCUCUUUAAAUGGUUACUGCCAGCAAUAGGGAAGUGCUGAACAUCUGCAUUUCCUGCAGUUUUUAACUUAUUCUAUAUUUUCAUUUUUAUCUCCCUUCAUUAGCUCCUUGAUGCAUUGUUGAACUUUUGUAAAAUAAUGUGCGGUAAAUGUAGCAGAGGAAUGUACAGCUAGAACCUACUGCUGGGGAAGCCCUGGCCACCGAAAACACAGCUGUAGUGCUUAAAGUGAAAUCCUAGAGCGAAGUACUGAAUGCUUAAACAGCACUUUUGUUUGCUGUUAGGAAUCUACAGAUAAGUCAUUUUUAUCCACAAAGUUUUAAUUGACAGGUGCUUUGAGAAGAAUAACGUUGAUUAUAGACUUGCAUUUUUACAGCAGCUUGUAUGUGAGUUUGCUGUUUUAAUGUUUUUACUAAUAAUAACAGGCCGUUUAGUAAUAAGGUAGCUCAAAAGUGGGACUUAAAUAUUUUUAGACUGUAUAAAGAUACAUGGUUCUUCAGCGAA